Trypanosoma conorhini is the source of this 1374-nucleotide messenger RNA. RefSeq lists its product as uncharacterized. Lineage: Eukaryota; Euglenozoa; Kinetoplastea; Trypanosomatida; Trypanosomatidae. The transcript has a single exon. The record is from RefSeq and is a predicted model, not a curated record. The coding region runs from base 1 to 1374 and encodes 457 amino acids.
AUGCGGCGACUGUCGGGGUGGCGCGGUGCGCUGCGGCCCGCGCCUCCCUUUGCGGCCGCGUUUUGCAUCGCUGUCGUGGAUGCCGCCACAGCGACGAUGGGGAUGUCGCGCGCGGUGUCGACGGCGCCGCCGAUUUCUUUGCUCUCGUGGUCCGUCGACGGUGCUGGGCACAUGCACCGCCGCUGCCGCCGCCGCCUCUCCAUGCAGGAGCGCAUUCCACUGAUCUGCGCCACAAUCAAGGAGGCCGCCCCGGACAUCGUCGCGCUGCAGGACUCUCUACCGGAGGUGGCGGAGGCGCUCUGCGGUCGCUCGGCACCCAACAAAAUUAGCGAGCCGCAUGGCGAGAACCUGCGACCCGGGCCCGCCACAGCUGCCGCCGGCGACAACCCUCAGUACGAGCAGGUUGGGGCGGUGCGCAACGGCCGCUGUGGGUAUUUGCAGCUGUUCAGGCGCCGUGACUCGCUUUGGGGCGGCCGUCUGCUUCCCGCGUGCCCCUCGCUCACCGCCGAGUUCAUCUCCACCGCUCAGUCUGGCCAUGACGCAAGCAACAGCAGCAGCAGCAAGGCGGCGGCUGCUGGCGGGGCUGGUGGCGGGCUUCGCUUUGUCCUGACAAACGUGGAUCUCUCCUACCGCGGCAAGAGCCUGGCGGUGGGGGGGAAGCCGCUUGCGUCGCCCGACGUGAGUGCGAACGGCAGCCCCUUUACGCUGCGGGCGGCGCCCGGGACUGCGGCGCGGCAGCGGGUGAAGGGGCAGUUGGACCCGCACCGCGAGGUGGCGCUGACGUUCCUCUCGCAGGUGGCCCGCCCCGACGUGCUGCUGGGGAACGUUUUCAUGGGGCGGGAGGAGGCGGUGCCGGGGUACGACGACGCCUGGGUGCUCGCGGGAGCCCCGGCGGAGCACGAGCGCACGACAAACACGUUUUUCCGCCACAAACACGACGCCGAGACGAACUUUUUCUACUUCGUGCCGCCGGAGCCGCACGGGACGCGGGCGGGGGACGCGUCGGAGACGUUUCCAGCCGCGGAUGCACCUGUGGGGACGCCGAUCCCGCUGAACGCCCGCCCCCGCUGCGUCGACGCCGCGGGGUCACACGCCGCGGAGAAUGCGGCGGUGCGCCACGCGGAGGUUCCACAGCUUGCUGGAAGAUUCCAGCGGUGCUUCUUCCGCCGCCUUUCCUCGCAGCAUCACAGGCGGCAGCUGCCACUGUUUCGCCGCUACGAGCGGCGGCAGUUGGUGGUGCUGAAGCCCUUCACAGAUGUCGCCCUGACGGCUGGGGAGGCGGCGGCGGCGGAGGCGCAGGUCAAGGGCGGCGAGAAGCUGCAGCCGCGAUGCUCCGCCGCAGACGGCUAUCCCAUUUUGGUGCUCUUGUCUUGA